GAGGAAACGAAGCACCAGCCCACAAGAGAAUACUCGGCCUUCAGAAAGCGCUCAGUAAAGAGUCCUGAUUGAUUGAUCGAUCGACCAUCUCCUCCCCACCUCACGCUGCGGUUUCCAGAGCCACCUGGCCACCGAGGAGAUGUCUCCGCUCAGCCUUUGGCUCAUAGCUAUCUGGCUCCUGGCCCUGAAACCACGCUCAGGGUUCACCGCCUCGACGGAGCUGACGGGGGUAAAAGGGGGGUCGGUGCAGUUGUUCCCGGAGAUCCCGGCCGGAAAGGAGGUUAACAACAUCAUCUGGAAUUCCCCUAUGUCUUUCGCCAUCAUAAAUCCGGGCACGACAGGGACACCGCCCGAGGUUGUCGUGACGGACAGUCGAUACAAGGGACGGGUGAGGGUUUUGGACCAGAGCUACAUCCUGCACAUCAGUGACCUGAAGAUGGAGGAUGCAGGAUACUACAUAGCCCAGAUCAAUCUGGUCGGCGUCUCUGACACCUUCACCAGGAACUACACUCUGAGGAUCUUCGAGCCCCUGCCCAAGCCAAAAAUCACCCGAAAAAUCAGCCGCGGUGAGAACAACACCUGCAACUUCACCCUGACCUGCUCCGUGGUCGGGGGAGGGGCCAACAUCACGUACAGCUGGUCAUCCCCGGGGCCGGGGGCCGCUCUGUCCCCCAACAGCUCCGUCCUCAGAGUCUCCCGGAGCCCCGAAGACGAUCACACUCACUACACCUGCACGGCCACCAACUCCAUCACCAGCAGCUACGAGAUCGUUGACUCUGAUGAGCUUCUCUGUCCAGCCCCUCUCCAUUCCCCAUUGAAGAUUGGGGUGUCCAGCCUGGCCGUCCUGAUAGCCCUGGCCGGGGCUUUCGUGGGCUACCUCCUGUUCCGCAAGAAGACCUGGAAGGGUACCAACAAGCCCCAGGGGCCUAAGAAUCCCGAACCCGCUAUAGAGAGCAGGGUGUAUGACGAAGUGGGCUUGGGCCCGGCCAAGGAUCUCCCGGACAGGGAUGGAAACACGCUGUACUUCCACAUCAAGCCCUCAAAGCUGGUAUCCAAGCCGGAUCCCGUGAAGGAAAGCGCCGUGAACACGAUUUACUCUGUGGUUGAGAUCCCCAAAAGGAAGCCCCCACCCACAGCUGCCAAGACUGACGCCCUCCCAUAUGUCCUUCCAACCGAGGUGAAAGCCGCCAGUUCCCAGCGGACGGGUGUCGCAGCUCCGGAGAAAUCUACGGAUAAAUGCUCCUGCCCCGGUCGCCCUGACACCGAGAAGGUGGGAAGUGACCAGAGAGCCACAGAAAUGCUACGUAGUGGAAAGAGGAGUUCGGGGACAUGGGAGGGUCUGACCAACCAAAGCUCACAUCUGUUUCCUAUCCGCCCCACUUCUCUUCCCCAUCGCAAAGGAGAGAGGGACAGAGGAGUCAUGAUCCCCCUGCUUCUAUGGCUACCGGCCCUUCUACACCUGCAACCAAGUGCCGCAGCCCUGCAGGAGCUGAACAGCAUCAUUGGGGGGUCGGUCACUUUCCCCCUGAACAUCCCGGAUGGGUGGCCGGUCAAGAGCAUCAUCUGGACUUCCAAUGGGGCCAUCGCCACGGUGAUCCCAGGAGCACUGAGAGACCCUCCUAACAUCAUCGCCAGCACUCAGCAAUACAGUGAGAGACUGAGCGUCUCCAGAGACUACUCCUUGACCAUCAGUCACCUGAGGCUGGAGGACGCGGGGCCCUACAGAGCCGAUGUCAACACUGCUAACACCACCGGCACCACCACCACCACCAGCCAGUUCUCCCUGCGCUUCUACGAUCAGCUGAUGGAGCCCUUAGUAAUGGUGAACUCCUCGGUGUCUGUCAAUGGCACCUGUAUCAUCACACUGACCUGCUCCGUGGCCAGAGGAGGGGAUAACGUGACAUUCAGCUGGACGCCCUCGGUACGGGAGAAAACUGUGUCCCCCAACGGCUCCGUCAUCAACAUCUUCCACAGCUCCAAGGACCCUCCCCCAAACUACACAUGCACAGUCACAAACCCCGUCAGCCACAGUUCCCACACGGUCUUUGCUAACCAGAUCUUCUGUGCAGACACAGUGAAGGAAUUAAACACAGGCCAGACCACUGUGACCGUGGUUGUGACAGUCCUGGUGGUAGUUGGUGUCGCCGUCUUCAUUGGGAUUGGGUUCACGGUCAACUGGAGGCAGAUAAGGACAAGACAAGGGGCUGAGGCCGAGACCGUGGAGGGAAACACACUGUAUGCCCAGGUCCAGCACAGCCACGCACAACGGGAACCGCCGCAUAAAGAGACCACGAUUUACUCGACCGUCCAGCCAGCCAAGAAGGUGGAGAGUCCCUCCCUAACCCCCUUGACCUACGAAAAGAUCAUGUGAACAGAAUCUUGUGAACAGCAUGUAAACAGCAUGCGAACAGCAGCGUGGCCUGCUCUCAUCCCAGUGAACAAGGCCACAUUCGCCCAUGGAGAAAUCGUCCGGGCAGCCAGAAAAGCAACUGGACCUCAAGCGGGAGCGGCUCUCACGAUUCCUGAUGCCCGCGGCUGACUCGGGAACCCCUCGGUGGCAAACACCAGGAAAGCCAAAGGGAAAAUCUCCACUUCCUCGGACUGAGACCCCCAGGCCUCGGACGAUCCGCUCCUCGUGACUCAGAAUCCCCCGUUUCUGAUCAUGUCCCUCUGGAAGGGGCCCAGAUGCUUCAGAAGAACCUUCCCCGCCGGCCUUGACUUGGGGGUUCUGCCCUGGCCACGCUCCAGGCUUGUCCAAAAACAGCCCAAGUCCUUCCCGUCCUCCACACAUGGAGAUAUAGAGAUGUGAAACGCUUGCCUCAAUUUGCUGAAACAACAUGCUGCACGAACGGCUGGAUGGAAGCAAUACCACUUUAACUCCUCAUCUUCUGCCCUCCGACCCCAAUUCCUGAGGCUCAUGGAUAAAAAAGUAACGGAUUCAUUCUUUAUUUAUGCAAACUUUUCGGCAUCAGCUUUAGAGCUCUCAGUCACCUUGGCCCCAGUUUCCUUACCUCACUGAUUUCCUACCUCAUCCAGAGUGGACAUUUAAUGCAGAGAGACGAGGAUGUCUCUCAUUCAAGCUAGGAGGCUUGAGCAAAGCCUGAAUCACUGUGGGAAUGGAACGUGCCUGGCGAUUCUGUUAUAUCGCACUCUCCCAAUCGCUUAGUACAGUGCUCUGCCCAGAGUAAGCCUUCAAUAAAUACGACUGAUUGGUU
This is a messenger RNA of Ornithorhynchus anatinus (platypus), 3215 nucleotides long. RefSeq lists its product as uncharacterized. Gene Ontology annotation, cellular component: external side of plasma membrane. The transcript has 14 exons. NCBI's taxonomy places the organism in Eukaryota, Metazoa, Chordata, Mammalia, Monotremata, Ornithorhynchidae. Gene Ontology annotation, biological process: T cell activation. The record is from RefSeq and is a predicted model, not a curated record. The coding region runs from base 140 to 2371 and encodes 743 amino acids.